UAGCUUGUCUAGGGCUCUUGCGCCUGUGCCAAAGAUCGUAGGUUCGAAUCCGCCAGCUCGUGGCUUCCUUCCUUACCCCUACUCGGGUACACAACGUCCCGACCCAAGACUCGAGGGUGGGAGGGUUGGGGGAAAGAAAUGUGAUAUGACGAGCGCAGGGCUGCGCGGAGAUGGGUGUCGAGGACAAGAGAGACAGCGCUGAUCGUCCGUCGACCCCGCUUAGUCAGCAUUCGCUGUGCAUCUCGCUCGCGUGCUCUCUCGACUCACAGCUGCCAUUUCCCCCUUUCAAGCGCUCAGAUACCCAAACGACGUAUACACGCAAGCAGUAUUUUCUGUGAGUGAAUGGCUAAUCAUCACAUUACUUCAGCAUAGCACGCAUUCAAUAAAACAGUCCGACGCGCAUUGUCGAGCGACCAAAAUCAGCCGUCGCUCAACUUUCUUCGAAGGUCCCAAGGGUGAUUGAGCGAGAAUCGAUGUCUGUCAGCACGUGUAAUGAACGAUGUACGAGGUCAGGAGCGCGCGAACUUCGCGCUCAUCAUCUGCUGGGGACCGACCGCAGAACAAAUAAAGGUAAGCAAGUGCACUCAACGGCGUUGGCCCGAUUCCUUGCGCUGGAACCCGGUCGACUUGAGAGCAUGCGGUCACGGCUC
This is a messenger RNA of Schizophyllum commune H4-8, 650 nucleotides long. RefSeq lists its product as uncharacterized. The transcript is spliced from 2 exons. The record is from RefSeq and is a predicted model, not a curated record. Bases 171 to 338 code for a protein of 55 amino acids. NCBI's taxonomy places the organism in Eukaryota, Fungi, Basidiomycota, Agaricomycetes, Agaricales, Schizophyllaceae.